Messenger RNA from Sphenostylis stenocarpa, 1089 nucleotides. Lineage: Eukaryota; Viridiplantae; Streptophyta; Magnoliopsida; Fabales; Fabaceae. The record is from the annotation of a GenBank genome assembly.
AUGAAAAGAAAAGAAGGGUUUAUUAUGAACAUGUACCAUUUGCAACAGCUUCAUCAUCAUCAACCCAUGACGAAGAUGGAUUCUAUGAGAAAGAGGGAGAGAAACAAAAGCAUGGUGGAGAAAGAGAGGCUUCAUGUGAUGGACUUGAGUGGCAUGGCCUUGGACUCUCUUCCCAAACCUUCUCUUGAUUUUGCCACCAUUUGCAAGUUGGACUUAUCCAACAACAAUCUCCAGGACAUUCCAGAAUCCUUAACUGCGAGACUCCUGAACGUGGAGGUGUUGGAUGUUCGUUCCAACCAGCUUAAGUCUCUUCCUAAUUCCAUUGGUUGUCUCUCUAAGCUUAAGGUUUUGAAUGUCUCAGGCAACUUCAUCGAAUUCCUCCCCAAAACCAUUGAGAAUUGCAGAGCAUUGGAAGAACUGAAUGCGAACUUCAACAAGCUGAGCAAGUUACCAGACACAAUAGGGUUUGAGCUGAUAAACCUGAAGAAGCUCUCAGUGAACUCCAACAAGCUGGUUUUUCUUCCCAGCUCCACCUCACACCUAACAUCGUUGAAGGUUCUGGAUGCACGCUUGAACUGCCUAAGGGCACUUCCGGAGGACCUUGAGAACCUCAUCAACCUUGAGACCCUGAAUGUGAGCCAGAACUUCCAGUACUUGGAAACCCUCCCUUAUUCUGUAGGGCUCCUCUUGUCCCUGGUUGACCUUGACGUAAGCUACAACAAGAUCAAGACCUUGCCUGAAUCCAUAGGGUGCCUGAAGAACCUCAAGAAGCUAAGUGUUGAAGGGAACCCUCUGGUUUGUCCCCCAAUGGAGGUGGUGGAGCAGGGACUGCAUGUGGUGAUGGAGUUCAUGCAGCAUAAGAUAAACUCGAGCGAUCAACACCCAACAACAAAGAAAAGGUGGUGGAUGGUGAAGAUGGUGAAGUGUGGAGUGAGAAGUGGAAAACGACGAGAGCACGAGGGUUACAACAUGCUGAAGCAACAGAGAAUGAAUGGUUUUGCUUCGCCAGGCUUCAUGGGGAUGCUCUCUCCUCUUCGUCUCUUCUCAUCUCCCCGCCAUCCUCGCCAUUCUCGCCAUUCCAUCGGUUGA